AUGUCUCCUCUUACAAGCUUCCACCGUCUUGCUCACGACACGUUCUCUUCCUUUCUCCUCUCUCUGUCUCAAUCUCAAAGCUCUGAAACAUUCUUCAACACCUUCAAGUCCAUGCCUGCAUCAGAAGAAAUCGUUACCCGAAUCAGCCUCUGGUGGGAACAAGCCAGAGCUAUAGUGAUUGUCCCUGUCUUCAAGUUCCUAGUGACUCUAUGUUUGAUCAUGUCUAUGAUGUACUUCAUUGAGGUACUCUACAUGGGGAUUGUGGUAGCAUAUGUCAAGUUGUUCAAGAGAAAACCAGAGAAAGUUUACAAAUGGGAAGCUAUGGAGGAUGUUGAGUGUGGCAGUGAAACCUUCCCUAUGGUUCUUGUACAAAUACCUAUGUACAAUGAAAAGGAGGUUUGUGAGCAAUCAAUUGCAGCUGCUUGCAAAAUCUCAUGGCCAUCGAAUCGUAUAAUUAUUCAAGUCCUUGAUGACUCCACAGAUCCAGCCAGUAAGGAACUGGUGAGAAGGGAGUGUGAGAGAUGGUCAAGAGAAGGCGUCAACAUAACCUUUGAGAUAAGAGAUAACAGGAACGGAUACAAAGCUGGAGCGUUGAGAGAAGGAAUGAAACAUAGCUAUGUGAAGCAGUGUGACUAUAUUGCUAUCUUUGAUGCUGAUUUCCAGCCUGAACCUGACUUCCUCCACCGCACUGUUCCUUUCUUGAUCCACAAUCCCAAGUUAGCACUUGUUCAAGGCCGUUGGGAGUUUGGUAAAACAUUCCUUUACACACCUUUCCUCAUUUUUGAAAUUUUAAUUUUGCUAAACAUAUCUCAUGUCAUCAUCACAGUGAAUGCUGAUCAAUGCAUGAUGACAAGACUGCAAGAGAUGUCUUUAAGCUACCACUUCACAGUAGAGCAACAAGUUGGUUCUUCAACAUUUGCCUUCUUUGGUUUCAAUGGAACCGCUGGUGUGUGGAGAAUCUCAGCGUUGAAUGAGUCCGGAGGAUGGAAUGAUCAGACAACAGUUGAAGACAUGGACAUAGCUGUAAGAGCUACACUCAGAGGCUGGAAACUACUAUAUCUCCAUGAUCUCAAGGUGAAAAGUGAGUUACCUUGUUCCUUCAACGCCCUACGUAGCCAGCAGCAUCGUUGGACUUGUGGCCCUGCCAACCUAUUCAGGAAAAUGGCUGGAAAAAUAGUAAAAAGCGAGAAUGUUUCUCUAUGGAAGAAGUUGUAUAUGUUGUAUAGCUUCUUCUUUAUGCGCAAGGUCGUUGCUCACAUCCUCACCUUCUGCUUCUACUGUGUUAUCUUGCCAGCGAGUGUUCUGUUUCCUGAAGUCACAGUUCCUAAAUGGGCAACGUUUUAUCUCCCUGCUUUGAUCACUCUCUUUAUAGCAAUUGGUAAACCAAGAUCAGUCUACCUUUUGGUGUUUUGGGUUCUGUUUGAGAAUGCAAUGUCCAUGCUUAGAACAAAGGCUCUUGUCAUGGGAUUGUUUGAGACAGGAAGAGUACAAGAAUGGGUUGUGACAGAGAAACUAGGUGAUGGUCUCAAGACGAAGCUUAUUGGACAAGAAUCUAAAGAACAUCAUGUCAGACUUAAAGAUAGAAUGCAUUUGCUGGAGCUAUUGCUUGGAGUGUACUUGUUGUUCUGUGGAUGCUAUGACAUCAUCUAUGGGAAGAACACACUCUAUCUCUAUGUGUACCUUCUAUUGCAGUCAACGGCUUUCUUCGUUGUUGGUUUUGGAUUUGUGGGCAAAUAUGCUGCUGCUUCCUCCUAAGGUCAUAGAUAGAUCAAAGAAGUCUUGAUAUGUUUCAAAAGGUUAUUAGUUGAUACUAUAUUGAGAAUACCUUUUUUUGUUAGGAUGUCUGAGAAAAAUGCUAUAACAUACACUUGUAUUUACCCACUGUAGUGUUUGUAAUACAAACUCUUCUUGGCAACGUUGUGCUUCUGAUUUUUCGUCCUCACAUCGCCAAUUUUUAACCAGAAGCAACAGAUGGUUUCCGGUUCGAACGGGAUCAAAACCGGUUUGUU
Messenger RNA from Eruca vesicaria subsp. sativa (arugula), 2009 nucleotides. The record is from the annotation of a GenBank genome assembly. NCBI's taxonomy places the organism in Eukaryota, Viridiplantae, Streptophyta, Magnoliopsida, Brassicales, Brassicaceae.